Messenger RNA from Suncus etruscus (white-toothed pygmy shrew), 786 nucleotides. RefSeq names its product retinol binding protein 5 (gene RBP5). Gene Ontology annotation, biological process: fatty acid transport. Gene Ontology annotation, molecular function: fatty acid binding. The transcript has 4 exons. The record is from RefSeq and is a predicted model, not a curated record. The coding region runs from base 103 to 510 and encodes 135 amino acids. Gene Ontology annotation, cellular component: nucleus; cytosol. NCBI's taxonomy places the organism in Eukaryota, Metazoa, Chordata, Mammalia, Eulipotyphla, Soricidae.
GGGCUGUGCCUCAUCCUCACGGGCCAAACAGGUCCCCUCUGCUCCCCUUCUCCUGGAUUCUUUCUCCUCACAGCUUCAUCACCCUCUGGGUCAGGGCAGACGAUGCCCCCCAACCACACAGGCUACUACCGCUUUGUAUCACAGAAGGACUUGGAGAAUUAUUUGGAAACCCUAAGCAUCGAUGUGGCUCUGAGAAAGGUCGCACUGUUGCUCAAACCCGACAAGGAGAUCCACCACGAGGGCGACCGAAUGACCGUGAAGACCCUCAGCAGCGUCCAUAAUCAUGAGCUGAACUUCGAGGUGGGGGUUGAGUUUGAGGAGGACCUCAGGAUCAUUGAUGGGCGAAUGUGCCAGCCGGUGGUAACCUGGCAGGAGGAGCAGCUGGUGUGUGUGCAGAGAGGAGAGGUUCCCAACAGGGGCUGGAGACAAUGGCUGGAUGGAGAGAAUUUGUCUCUGGAGCUCACUGCCAGGGAGGCUGUGUGCCUGCAAGUCUACCAGAAGGUCAGAUAGUGGGAGCCAAGCUGCGGGGUCACAAGAAUCCCCUGGCAUGUAUCCCCUCGGAGCCCCGAUGAUGCCAGAUCAGCGGACUCCCUGUUCUGAAUCUCUCUUUGCCUCCCUCUUCCACCCUGUUAAUCUGUAACUCGCAAUCCCCAGUCUAAAGUCUGCUCUGCCUCUCUCCACUGCCCAGUGUCUGUUUGCAGGCCUGGACCUGAGUUCAAGGUCUUGUAUCAAGGUGAAAGACCCUGUCUGAGAGGACAUGGCCUGGAGAAUGACCAAUAGCCAUGC